Molecule: messenger RNA, 2837 nt
Organism: Anoplopoma fimbria (sablefish)
Lineage: Eukaryota; Metazoa; Chordata; Actinopteri; Perciformes; Anoplopomatidae
Gene: ptena
Product: phosphatase and tensin homolog A
Exons: 10
Coding region: 695-2020 (441 amino acids)
Biological process (GO): cell motility; phosphatidylinositol 3-kinase/protein kinase B signal transduction; protein dephosphorylation
Cellular component (GO): cytosol; plasma membrane; nucleus
Molecular function (GO): protein tyrosine phosphatase activity; phosphatidylinositol-3,4,5-trisphosphate 3-phosphatase activity; inositol-1,3,4,5-tetrakisphosphate 3-phosphatase activity
Source: RefSeq, a predicted model, not a curated record
GCCAUGAUGGGAGCCUGAGAGUUCAGCUGGAGCGAAAGGAGCAAGAAAAAGAAGAUGAUUCCCCGGGACGGAGCUGUCAAACCAAUCCGUGCAGACUUCUGAUCGUUGUAUAGCCCAUAUACAUGUAAGGUGGAGCCUGUCACUUUUUUUUUUCAGAUGUGUUCUCGGCAAUCAGUCGAUGACGAUGUUGAAUCGUUAGGAGGCUUCUGGACGGAGACAGGAGCUAGCUGUAGCUAUUGUUGCUAGCUGGCUAGCUCGUUAGCUUAAGCGAGCUAGCUGCGGACUGGAUACAGAGGUGUGUGUGUGUGUGGGUUUUUUUUUUUUUUUGUUUUGUUUUGUUUUGUUGGGGGGGUUGUUUUCGGGGAGUGCUCUGAGUGAACCGUGGGCUCGGGUCGUUUGACGGACAGCUGCAUGUGUUGGCCUCGGGAGUGGUUGCUUAGACGAGUUGCGGGAUCGGGCAGAGUCGCGGCCUGCACGGAGGAGCGGAGCGAGGCCCGUCUUUAUGGUCCGGAGGAAGCCUUUCUAAUCCCACACAACGCCACUGCGGGCUCGCGCGCCUCUGAGAGAACCUGCGGAUUCCAGAGGGGAGCACGAGACCCCCACCACCACCAACACCACCCCCAACACCACCUCCACCACCAAGAAAACCCUGUUUCCAUCAUUCACCCCCAAUAGACUCCUGUCACCUGCUGCAAUGGCUGCGAUUAUCAAAGAAAUGGUCAGCCGGAACAAAAGGAGGUAUCAAGAGGACGGCUUCGACCUGGACUUGACAUAUAUCUACCCAAACAUCAUUGCUAUGGGCUUUCCAGCAGAGAGACUUGAAGGCGUGUACAGAAACAAUAUAGACGACGUAGUACGGUUUUUGGAUUCAAAGCAUAAAAACCAUUACAAAAUCUACAACCUCUGCGCAGAAAGACACUACGAUACUGCCAAAUUUAACUGCAGAGUUGCACAGUACCCCUUCGAAGACCACAACCCUCCUCAGCUGGAGCUCAUUAAGCCGUUUUGCGAAGACCUGGACCAUUGGCUCAGCGAGGACGACAAUCACGUGGCGGCCAUCCACUGUAAGGCCGGGAAGGGCCGCACUGGAGUCAUGAUCUGCGCCUAUCUCCUCCAUCGGGGCAAAUUCCAGAAGGCCCAGGAAGCGCUUGACUUCUACGGAGAAGUCAGGACAAGAGACAAGAAGGGAGUAACGAUCCCGAGCCAGCGCCGCUACGUCUACUACUACAGCCACCUACUGAAGCACCAGCUGGACUACAAGCCAGUGGCGCUCCUCUUCCACAAAAUGGUGUUCGAGACUCUCCCUAUGUUCAGCGGGGGCACCUGCAGGGACAGUACCGUUAAAAACAGGAGCGAGCCGACCCCUCAGGGCUUCAGGAAAGGGAAUUGGCAUUGGGAUCCCCAGUUUGUUGUGUACCAGCUGAAGGUGAAGAUUCACACGUCGAACCCCGCUCACACUCGUCGCGAGGACAAGCACAUGUUUUUCGAAUUCCCCCAACCGCUGCCAGUUUGCGGAGACAUCAAAGUGGAGUUCUUCCAUAAACAGAAUAAGAUGAUGAAGAAGGAUAAAAUGUUUCACUUCUGGGUGAACACCUUCUUCAUCCCUGGACCAGAGGAGAGCGUGGACAAGAUGGAGAACGGGGCGGUGAACAAUGCAGACAUCCAGCAGGGGGGCCCGGUACCGGCAGUGGUCCAGGGCCAGCCGCAGAGCGCCGAGUGCAGGGACAGCAGCAGGGAAAGCGACAGGGACUACCUCAUCCUGACGCUCACCAAGAACGACUUGGACAAGGCCAACAAAGACAAAGCUAACCGCUACUUCUCGCCAAACUUCAAGGUGAAGUUGUAUUUUACGAAAACCGUGGAGGAGCCUUCGAAUUCUGAGGCAAGCACUUCGACAUCCGUCACCCCGGACGUUAGCGACAAUGAGCCAGACCAUUAUCGAUACUCUGACACCACUGACUCUGAUCCGGAAAAUGAACCUUUUGAUGAAGAGCAGCACACGCAAAUCACAAAAGUGUGAACUCUUUUUAAACAGGAAAAGAAGAAAUUAUACACGAGAAAAAAAAGGAGAAAACUUGAAUAUAAACUCAAAAGAAGAACCUUUGUCCCUUCCCUCCCCCAGACGGCAAUAGAAUAUCAUCAUGUCAAAUGCCAAUUUUAGGGAAAAAAAGAUAAAUAUCCUGACCAAUAUAUUGUUUUUUUAUUUUUCUUUUUUUUCUUUGGCACGGCCAUGUACCAUGUGCAAGGUAUUGACACUGUUGCCCCAUGGGAAAAGGUGCUGUAGCUAUAAAAAUGUGUUUCUAUAUAUCUAUAUACAUACGUAUAUGUAUAUACAUAUAUACAUGCAUAUAUAAAACUUUUUUGUGUCAAAGACAAUGGAAACCACAAUCAGGAGACGGGAGUUGAAGUGUGGGAGAAGAAUGAUAUACUAGGACUAUGCUGCUCCUUCUCCUGUCUAAACCAAGGCCAGUGCUGCAGUCACUUUGUUUCACUCCCUCUCUUCUCCUCCCCCCUCCUCCUCCUUCUCCUCCUCCUCCUCCUCUCAUCUUUUACUCUCCCUCCCCUCCAUCUUAUCCUCCUUCCUAUCCUCCUUUACUGUGAAUGCUUCUUGUGCUCUUUGCAGGCUGUCUCACGUGACUUUUGGUCUUUGUGCAGUGCAAACUGCAUGCGGGCAGUGGGUUUGGGGUGGGCGGGGUUAUGAAGAGGCUGUGAUGAUGUCUAAAGCAUUGCCAUUCCUGUCCCCACUGUGUAUACGUUAAAUUAUGCAGAACAAGGCAUCCCAUGUAAUUGUUAAUGUUUUUUUUUAUCCUAAGAUAAUAAAAAUAUAAUACACAAAA